Molecule: messenger RNA, 1531 nt
Organism: Nerophis lumbriciformis (worm pipefish)
Lineage: Eukaryota; Metazoa; Chordata; Actinopteri; Syngnathiformes; Syngnathidae
Gene: odr4
Product: odr-4 GPCR localization factor homolog
Biological process (GO): intracellular protein localization
Cellular component (GO): endomembrane system
Source: RefSeq, a predicted model, not a curated record
AUAGCGCAAAGCAUCAUGGUAACUGUAGUUUACGUUCUUUUGAUGACCCGCCACAAGCUAAAAGAGUUGACAAUCAUUUAACUGACUUUUAAUGUCUAUUUGGGCGCGUAUCUUCCUCAGUGCAUUCAUUUUGGACACCUAACCCUAACUCUGACUGCUCAACGUUCAAAGGUUGUCAGCUGCCAAGUCGUCUAACCAGGCACCAUGGGCCGCGGGUACACGGUAGACGACACCGUGGAGGUGUAUCUCUCCAAACUAUGCGAUCAGCCGGCAGCUACCGUCACAGGUGUGCUCGUUGGACAGAGCUCACCUCAGAGAGAUUUUGUUGUCAUGGCGUGCAGGAUGCCGCCAAGGCAAGAGGGCCUGGUGGGUGUAGGAAAGUCCUUGGACAAGGAGUGGAUCAGCGAGCAUGCUCGACAGGUGUCCAGAAUGUUGCCUGGGGGCUUGUCUGUGUUAGGGGUCUUCAUCAUCACUGAUGCAGACGCCAAGGAAACACUCACCUCACUUCGUCAGCUGGUGUUCACCGUGCAGAGUCUCAUCUCUUCUGAGCAUGUGUGGAAGCCUGCUGAUGAUGACGUCACAGACUGCCUGGCGCUGCACAUCAACCCCAAAUCCAGAAAAAUCAUAUGCAGGACCUUUGAUAUUAAAGACCCCAAGAGUAUGGCCAAGCCUGCUGAUUGGAAGUACCAGUCAGGCGUGUCUUCCUCCUGGUCCAUGGUGACUUGUUGUGUCAGUGUGGACCUGUUGCUGCCGCUUCCAGACUGCUCAGAGAGCAUGGAUAAGUGUCUGGAGGAGGCACUGAGAGUGUGGGCGACACAGAUGGAGAAGGCAGUCUGUCUGCUUGACGGCACGCAGCUGCCAGAGGAUGCAGAACUUACUGCAGGACAGAAGAGGAACGUGAGACAGGUUUUCACCGCCCAGCUGCUCAUCACACCGGACCAGGGCAGGUUGACAAGUGUGGUCCAGCAGUGCGGAGGCAGCCUGGCCCUCAGAGGAGUGGUCCACAGCCGGGCUUACCUGCACAACAACAGACCGAAGGCCAAGAUGGCGGAGAAGCUGCUGAAGAGAGACGUCCUCUCCACCAUGGUCACCAGACUUCAUAUGUGGCUUGAAGAGCAGCCUGGCUCAAAGAACCUGGUCAAGGGAGUCACCAGAGACCAAGGCACAGAGACAUUCUGCCUCCCUCACCGAGUCUUUUCUCCCGUGGGAGUGGGCGGGCCUUUGUUUGUGUGCGACUACCAGUUCAAGGACGACGACCCGAUGGAGGUGAUUGACAGGUUGAAGGAAAUGCUGGACAUUGAUGCCGCUGACAAGGACUUGGACACGCAGCUGGAGAUUGCUGCUGAAGUGGUAGAAGUGCACCAACCAGCAGAGGCCCCUGUGGAACACAUUGCAGUACAAGAGCCCAAGAGAAACCACUACUUAGGUAUCGUCAUGGCAACUGCUGUCGCCCUACUCGCCGCGGCAGCCUCAACGCUCUAUCUGGGUGGCGCUUGACACGGCAAAAUAAAGAGUUUUAAAUUGUAUUGUC